Molecule: messenger RNA, 2132 nt
Organism: Magnolia sinica
Lineage: Eukaryota; Viridiplantae; Streptophyta; Magnoliopsida; Magnoliales; Magnoliaceae
Product: ankyrin repeat-containing protein At5g02620-like
Exons: 3
Coding region: 185-1999 (604 amino acids)
Cellular component (GO): plasma membrane
Molecular function (GO): protein phosphatase regulator activity; protein phosphatase 1 binding
Source: RefSeq, a predicted model, not a curated record
UGCCUUUGGGGACAAAACAAGCUACCAUUACGCGUUUCAUAUGUACUAACAAAGAACUUUCAUGGCGGCUACCUGUGUGGAAAAUAAGGCCAUCCCAACGCUUGAUUUUCUUCCUUUUAAGGAGCUCACAUGCAACCCCAUUUUUCCUCCUCAUUUCUCCACACCAUAUUCCUGAGCUCGGAAAAUGGAUUGGCGUCUCCACGAGGCGGCUCUAAGAGGCGACGUGCUGGCUUUCACCACUCUCAUUCAGGAAAACAAAGAUGUUCUUGGACAAACAACUGACGAGUCAUCAAACACCGCGCUACACAUCGCAUCGCGGUUCGGACGCACCGAACUGGUGGCGGAGAUCAUUAAGCUGCGGCCGGACAUGGUGGCAGCAGAGAAUCAGAAGAAGGAGACACCAUUUCAUGAAGCGUGUCGUGAAGGGCACAUUGAGGUGUUGAUGCUUUUGAUGGAAACUAAUCCAUGGGUUGUUUAUAAGCUUAAUAAAAAUGGCGAAAGCAUGCUUCUCUUGGCAUGUGGUCAUGGGCGCAUCGAUGUCGUGAAACAUCUCUUGAGCAAGUCGCCGUUGUUGCUGUCGUCCGAUGUGGAUGGGAGGUCGACUUCUCUUCAUGCAGCAGUUUCAGGGGGACAUACAGAUGUCGUCCGUGAAAUAAUAGAAGUACAUCCGGAAAGCACGAACAAAAGAGAUGGGCAAGGAUUCUUGCCAUUACACAUAGCUUCAGCCAAAGGUCACUUGAUGAUAACAAGAGACCUUUUAAAGGUGGAUCCUGACCAUUGCUUAGUAAAAGACCACAAUGGAAGGACGCCACUACAUGCAGCAGCCAUCAAAGGCCGAGUGGCCAUUCUCAAUGAGAUCCUCUCAGUGAGCCUUGAUUCGGCCCAGGUGCUAACGAACCAAGGAGAGACGGCCCUGCACUUGAGUGUGAGGAACAACCAGUACGAGGCGGUGAGGUUCUUGGUGGAGAAGCUCAUCCUCACCAACCUCAUCAACUUGCCAGAUCACAACGGGAACACCGUCUUGCAUCUCGCCACGGCUGGGAAGCUAUCUACGAUGGUAAAAUACCUGGUGGGAAAGAUGGACAUGGACAUCAACGCUCUAAAUAACAGUGGACUGACAGCUCUUGACUUAGUGGUGUCAGAUGCUAACAGCUCCGGCGUCCUUGUACUCAUACACACUCUCGAGCAAGCCGGCGGCAAGCGAAGUGGGCAAUUGCUUCCCCGGACGCCUGAAACAAAAGGAGUCCUCAAGCCUUCUCCCCAAAACACAUUUCCUAGCGAAGAUGAUCCCAUUGAAGAACGGUUGUCAUUACCUAGGAAGAGUCUUGAUUCAAAUCGCCAUCGCCGGCACCAAUCUCGCCGGGAAAGACGGAUGGAGCUCCACAUGGAGGGCCUGCAGAAUGCUCGCAACACAAUCACGGUGGUCGCCGUCCUGAUCGCCACCGUCACAUUCGCCGCAGGCAUCAACCCGCCUGGUGGGGUCCACCAGGAUAACGGGCCCCUAAUAGGAAAAUCUACGUUGGAUAAAACCGCAGCUUUCAAAGUCUUCAUCAUAAGCAACCACGUGGCGUUGUUCUCCUCGCUGGGUAUAGUCAUCGUCCUGGUCAGCGUCAUACCAUUCCGGCGCAGGUCGAUGAUGAGACUGUUGAAGGUGAUCCACAAGAUCAUGUGGGUGGCUGUGUCAUUCAUGGCCGUGGCAUACAUGGCAGGGACGUGGGUGAUCACGCCUCCUGGCAAAGGGUCGAAAUGGGUACUGUGGGCCAUGUUAUCAAUUGGAGGGGGAACCAUGGUGUCGGUUUUCGUGGGGCUGGUGGUGAUGUUGGUGAAGCAUUGGGUGAGGAAGAUGGAAUGGAAGAGAAAGAACAUAAAGAAAAGGACUCCUGACAGUAGCAUUAGUCGUGUGAACGAGCUGCCUACAGUUAGGAGGGAAGAUAGCCCUGGAUCUAGCACUACUUCUGAUCUCGACAGCUCUGAAACGUCCGGCUAUACAGUGUACUAGAGCACAGACGGAGGAUCCAGUUGAAAAAAUAACUUGAAAAUAAAAAUAUUUGAGAAAUAUCUAGAAUGUAUGUAGGAAGUAUAUAAAAAGUGCCUAGAAUGUUUCUAUAAAGUUUUCCUAGGCUAGUUUAGAA